AUGCCAGAUGGAGAGAGGAUAGCCUGUGUCCAGAAAUUCCCAUGGACAGUACAAUUUUGUUCAGUGCUAAAUUUUUAUGCCAGUGGCAGCUACCAACGGCGUGUAGCUUCGGACGCUUUUGCAAUGAUGUCGCAGACCAUGGUAUCAAAGUGCAUCAGAGGAUACAGUUACAUAAUAACAACGGCAAUUAUGGACGAUUACGUAAAGUUUCCUCAAAAUGUCGAUGAGGUCAAGUACUUACACGACCAGCUCCAAAAUCAUGUUGAUUUUCCGGGCGCCUUUGCUUUCGUGGAUGGCUCUUUGAUCACACUCGCAGCUGUGUCUCACCUCAUCGAGCACUCAUACGUUAGCCGAAAAUCAUCUCACCCUCACGCCAUAAACUCACAAUUCGUUUGUGACAUCAAAAUGCGUUUUCUAAGUGUCAACGCUCGUUAUCCCGGUUCCACUCACGACGCAUUGAUUUGGAGAUUUGUAAAUACAACUUUAAAGAGAUGGUGCAAUCAAACAGAACAGAAUUGGCAAUACUUUAUGUUGGGUGACAAUGGAUAUCCGUUGCAACAGUGGUUGUUAAAACCGUACGAUUCGCCUAACACUGCAGCCGAAGAGCAGUACAACAGUCGACAUCGCAAGCUACGAUCAUUGGUUGAGAGAGCAAUUGUCUACUUAAGAGGGCAGACUAGGUUACAAAGAGCCCUCUGUUGA
Bradysia coprophila is the source of this 702-nucleotide messenger RNA. Its product is annotated as putative nuclease HARBI1. Lineage: Eukaryota; Metazoa; Arthropoda; Insecta; Diptera; Sciaridae. The record is from RefSeq and is a predicted model, not a curated record.